GAUGGCGCGCCGGCGAAUCAGCCCCGGCCGCUUCUCUCCGCCGCAGUGCUUCCCGGACGCCGCUUACAGCUCCGAGCCCGAAGCGGCGGGAGGCGAGGGCUGCCUGGGGCGCCAGCACCUGGCGCAAAUAUGCCGCGACGAAGGUGGAAUGCUGUUGCCGCGCAAGGGCAAGUACAGGGGCGCUUCGCUUCCGCACACUAAGGCUCCGGUCGUCGCCAACGCCCCCUCGGCCCGCCUGCGCCGCCCCACUUGGCAGCCGCAGCACCCUCACCUCGCUCCGGCCGGCGAGGGCUGCGCUACUCCUUGCACCACCUCUUGUACCACUCUCUACGGCGGAGAUUUCCAGACCCACCACGAGCUGCCCAGCCGCUCCCCGGCAGGCAGGUGCACCCGGGUGGAGGAGCUGCUCCGGGACGACCAAUGGGCCAGUCCUGUGACUAGGCCUCUGGAAUAUGGAACCGACUUCCCCACCGACGCCAGCAAGCCACCGUCAGUUUGCCCUUCUUCCUUUUCCUUCACUCAGAUCGACAACAAAGCUGCUCCCAAGCUUGAGAAGAAGGAGCCCAAAAGAAGGGAUUGGCAGGAGCCCUGUGACAGCAGCCCCAGCCUUGUGGACCUGAUGCAUUCCUUGAGACAGUAUGAGGAGGAAGACCCACCGGCUUAUCUGCCUCCUAACCACAAUGCCUAUCAUCGCCGUCACCACAAUCACCACAAGUCCAAGAAGGGAGACAAUCAUAUCAGCCUUCAGGAUCUGACUGACAAGAGAUACGAGGACAUGAUCCCAGAAAGGGACAAAAAGAUUGCUGCUUUGAUGUUAGCUAGGCAUCAGGAGGAGGAAGAGAUGAAGGACAGGCAGCUCCAGGUCUCUGAGGCUUGGGAGAAGAUGAGGCGGAAGGAGAAGAAGCACAGAGCAAAGUUGGAGAAGGAAAAGCAGUACCAGCUGGCAGAUAGUAUGGACCAAUGGCAGAGGGACCGGGAUCAAAGAAAAUCCAAGGUCAGGUUAGAGGAAGAGCAACUAAUGGCUGCCAGGGAAAGGGAUGUUUUGUUGCGUGACAAGAAGUGGAAAAAGCUAGCCAAAGAGCAGGAGUGUAGACGCAGAGAGAAAUUUGAAAAUGCCAGACUUCAAGCUGAGUAUAGGAAACGUUGCCAGGAAAAGCAGCUCUGGGACAAACGGUUGAUGGACCGAAAUGUCAAAGAUCAGAACUCUCAUGCAUAUAAAGAAAAGAUGCUGCAGGCCUUGGAGAAGAGGCUUAUAAAGGAAAUGGAAAGGAAGAAGAGAAAAGUGGAUGUGAAUGACUAUAAGAAACUCAAGCACAUGCAUGUGAAAGACCCAGUCGAUGACAAGCUCAAAGCUGAUGAGUUGUACAAGAGGCUUUGCAUUGAACAAAAGCUUCAGAGGUCUCAGGAAAUCCUUGAGCAGCUGCUUGAAGAAAGGAAUAGAGAACUAAAAGAAAAGUCAUAUAAGGAGGAAGAUCAAGGCAUAGUAGCCAAGGUUAAAGCAAAAGAGACAGAGGAAGAGAAGAGAAGGCGCAAGGAGAUGUUGUUGCAAAUAGCUGAGAUGAAGAUACAGCAGGCCAGGGAAAUCAUGUCCAAAAAUAUGCAAGACAGAGCACAACAUAUGAAAGAAAUUAAUGGCGCCAAGGAAAGGAACCACCAUUGCCGCAAACAGAAGCUUGAUUAUGAUGACAAAUACCAUCUACAGGAAAUGCAGGAAGCUUUAAGAAGAAAAGAUCAGAAAAGCAAUCAAAUUCUAAGGUACAAGGAUGCAGCUUUUGAAGACUCUAGGAGAAUAGCCAGAGCAUCAUAUGGCCUUAGAGACAAAGUGAAAGAGCUGAUAAGCCACAAUUCAUUUGAUCAAAUGGCUUUAGAUGCCCACCGUAAUGCAAAUUGCCCUAGAGGCCUGUAGUGAAGUUUAAGGAAACAAACUGUCUUCUGCCAAAGAAGAUGGUUGUAAUGCAUUCAUUUUGUAGAACUCCGCAUUGCUGUACACUAAAGUGAUUUCAGCCUUAAUUACUGUUUGACUCUCAUAAGUACUGUGGUUUAAAGGAAUUUACAAUAUACACUAAAAAGCUAUUAUGUGCAUUUGUAAUGUUAUUGUGAACAGAAAAUACUGACCUUUAGCCACAUUCUACUAUGAACAACUUGAUGCAAUACAGAAUUUCACCAUGACUUAAUGCAACACAUUUUAAUUGGAUAUUUCUGUAACAGUGAUUUUAAAAUUAUAUUUUAUAAUGGGUAGUUGGAGUUAAACAUUAUAUAUUUUACCAAAUGUGACUAAUAACUUUAAAACAUUUCAGUUCAAGGUAUGCAUUGGCCAGUCAAAUAUUAAUACUAGGAUUUUAAUGAAAAACAUUCCAAUAAUCCUUUUUCCAAAUCAGUAUUUUUAUAUGUCUAAGUAAGCCAAGGAAUAGUUUGCAGUCCAUAUAGUAAUCAUAAAUCCCAUUUGUUCCUUUGAUGUUUAUGAGCUUUCAUAUGAUUUAACAAAUAUUAUGAAUGUAUUAUUUUAUGACAUUAGAAAUGUAUUAUUUUAGGACUGACAUUGUAUUGUCAAUGCUAAUUUUGUAAAUUUUGAUAAUGUUAAUUUUAUAAUUUCAGAAA
This is a messenger RNA of Python bivittatus (Burmese python), 2598 nucleotides long. It is a transcript of the gene CCDC185, whose product is annotated as coiled-coil domain containing 185. The record is from RefSeq and is a predicted model, not a curated record. Lineage: Eukaryota; Metazoa; Chordata; Lepidosauria; Squamata; Pythonidae.